This is a messenger RNA of Schistocerca serialis cubense, 3486 nucleotides long. It is a transcript of the gene cac, whose product is annotated as voltage-dependent calcium channel type A subunit alpha-1. The record is from RefSeq and is a predicted model, not a curated record. Gene Ontology annotation, cellular component: membrane; voltage-gated calcium channel complex. Bases 1 to 3486 code for a protein of 1161 amino acids. The transcript has 24 exons. Gene Ontology annotation, biological process: calcium ion import across plasma membrane; chemical synaptic transmission. Lineage: Eukaryota; Metazoa; Arthropoda; Insecta; Orthoptera; Acrididae. Gene Ontology annotation, molecular function: high voltage-gated calcium channel activity.
AUGUUAUUUGAAAGCCACUUCAACUGCCUUGUAGUAUUUGUGAAUAAGUUAGGGUCUGUAUUAUUUUCCUUAAUGACUGAUAAUCCGUUUGAAUAUGCUGUGUUACUUACCAUCAUUGCGAAUUGUGUGGUGCUGGCAUUGGAAGAGCAUCUGCCUUGUAAGGAUAAGACGAUACUGGCUCAAAAACUGGAAAAAACGGAGGCCUAUUUCCUUGGUAUUUUUUGUGUAGAAGCGUCCCUCAAAAUAUUAGCGCUAGGUUUUGUACUCCACCCGAAAUCAUAUCUCCGCAAUAUUUGGAACAUGAUGGAUUUUGUUGUAGUAGUUACAGGGUUCAUAACACUCAUCCCUUUCAAUAAUGUGGACAUGGAUCUCCGAACUCUGAGAGCCAUUCGGGUGCUCAGACCUCUCAAACUGGUGUCGGGGAUUCCCAGUCUGCAGGUGGUGCUGAAGUCCAUAAUAAAAGCAAUGGCACCACUGCUGCAGAUUGGUCUGCUCGUAUUGUUUGCCAUUGUCAUUUUUGCCAUAAUUGGGCUCGAAUUCUAUUCAGGGGCCUUACAUAAAUCCUGUUACAGUUUAGAAGAUUUCGAUGUUAUAGUUAAAGAGGGAGAUUUAGAAACUCCUUGUAAUGCAGACAGCGAGUUGACUGCACCAAGAGGAAGUUAUGUUUGUGAUGCUAAUAUUUCUACUUGUUAUGAAAAAUGGGAUGGGCCAAAUUUUGGAAUAACAUCAUUUGAUAACAUUGGCUUUGCAAUGUUGACUGUAUUCCAGUGCAUUACUAUGGAAGGAUGGACAGCCAUUCUUUAUUGGACAAAUGAUGCACUAGGUAGUUAUUUCAACUGGGUAUAUUUUGUGCCAUUAAUCGUCCUGGGUUCCUUCUUCAUGCUCAAUUUAGUUCUUGGUGUUCUUAGUGGAGAAUUUGCCAAGGAGAGAGAGAAAGUUGAAAACCGUCAGACGUUCCUGAAGCUGCGUAGGCAGCAGCAGCUGGAACGUGAGCUCAAUGGGUACGUCGAGUGGAUCUGCAAGGCAGAGGAAGUAAUCCUUGCAGAAGAACGAACUACAGAGGAGGAAAAAAUGCAUAUUAUUGAAGCAAGAAGAAGAGCAGCAGCAAAAAGAAAGAAACUGAAAAACUUGGGAAAAAGUAAAAGUACAGACACCGAGGAAGAAGAGGGCGAGGAAGAAGAUGAAGAUGGUUUCUCUCGAGCUUCCUAUUUGAAAUCAAAAGUAAAAAAUAAAGGGGCAUGUGUACAGUUCUGGAGAGCAGAGAAAAGAUUCAGAUUCUGGAUCCGUCAUACUGUUAAGACCCAGUGGUUCUACUGGUUUGUUAUUGUGUUGGUUUUUCUCAACACUCUUUGUACUGCUGUAGAAUAUUAUGGUCAACCACAAUGGCUUACUGAUUUCUUAUAUAUUUCUGAAUUUGUAUUCUUGGGUCUUUUUAUGAUGGAGAUGCUUAUCAAGAUGUAUGCCCUUGGACCUCGAAUCUAUUUUGAAUCUUCAUUCAAUCGUUUUGACUGUGUAGUGAUCAGUGGCUCCAUCUUUGAAGUGAUAUGGUCUGCUGUGAAACAAGGCUCAUUUGGUAUAUCAGUUUUACGAGCCUUGCGCCUUCUAAGGAUAUUUAAAGUUACAAAGUACUGGUCAUCGCUGCGCAAUCUUGUGAUAUCCUUGUUGAAUUCGAUGCGCUCCAUCAUCUCACUUCUGUUCCUGCUCUUCCUGUUUAUCCUUAUUUUUGCCUUACUUGGUAUGCAGUUGUUUGGUGGUCAAUUUAAUUUUGAAGAUGAGACACCACCCACAAACUUCAACACAUUUCCUAUUGCUCUACUGACAGUCUUCCAAAUUCUUACUGGUGAGGACUGGAAUGAAGUGAUGUAUCAAGGAAUUCGUUCUCAGGGUGGAAAUAGUGGUGGUAUGAUCUACUCACUUUAUUUUAUCAUUUUGGUUCUGUUUGGAAACUAUACACUGCUGAAUGUGUUCUUGGCCAUUGCUGUUGAUAAUCUGGCCAAUGCACAAGAACUGACUGCAGCAGAAGAAGAGCAAGAAGAGGAAGAUAAAGAGAAACAGCAAGAAGAACUGCACAAGGAGAUGGAAGCUCUGCAGUUAAUGGGCGGGUGUAGUUCACCUCCAAAAGUUGAAAUAUGCCCGCCCUCACCAACGCACAAUUUUAAAGGGAAGAGCAAUAACAAUAAGAAAGAAGAAGAUAAGAAGGAGGAGGAUGAAGAUAUGACUGGUCCAAAGCCAAUGCUGCCAUAUUCGUCAAUGUUUAUUUUUUCCCCAACCAAUCCAGUUCGGCGCGGAGCUCACUGGGUGGUCAACAUGAAGUAUUUUGACUUCUUCAUAAUGGUAGUCAUCAGCUUAAGUAGCAUAGCUCUCGCUGCCGAAGAUCCUGUAGAUGAAAAAUCAAACCGAAAUCAUAUUUUGGAUUAUUUUGAUUAUGCUUUCACUGGAGUGUUCACAAUUGAAAUGAUUUUGAAGAUUCUUGAUCUUGGAGUAAUCCUCCAUCCGGGGUCAUAUCUCCGAGAAUUCUGGAAUAUUAUGGAUGCUGUUGUUGUUAUUUGUGCUGCUGUUUCAUUUGCAUUUGACAUGAGUGGAAGCAAAGCGGGUCAAAAUUUAUCUACUAUUAAAUCUCUUCGUGUGCUGAGAGUCCUGCGUCCUCUAAAAACCAUUAAGCGUGUUCCCAAACUUAAGGCUGUGUUUGACUGUGUUGUAAACUCUCUCAAGAAUGUCAUCAACAUUCUCAUCGUGUACAUAUUAUUUCAAUUCAUAUUUGCUGUCAUUGCAGUGCAGUUGUUUAAUGGAAAAUUCUUCUUUUGUAAUGAUGAAAGCAAAUUCACCAAAGAUGAAUGCCAGGGCCAAUUUUUUAUUUUUAAUGGUGAUAAUGUACCUGAACCAAGAAAUAGGGAAUGGAAAACUCAGGCCUUUCAUUAUGACAACGUAAUGGUUGCAAUGUUAACAUUGUUUGCUGUGCAAACGGGUGAAGGGUGGCCACAAGUGCUUCAGAAUUCAAUGGCCACAACACAGGACAACCGUGGUCCUAUACAAAAUUAUCGAAUAGAAAUGUCCAUCUUUUACAUUGUGUAUUUUGUCGUAUUCCCUUUCUUCUUCGUAAACAUCUUCGUUGCCUUGAUCAUCAUAACAUUCCAGGAACAGGGUGAAGCUGAAUUGCAAGAUGGAGAAAUAGAUAAAAAUCAGAAAUCGUGCAUUGAUUUUACAAUUGGUGCUCGUCCUCUUGAGCGAUAUAUGCCUAACAAGAGGAAUGGUUUCAAAUACAAAAUUUGGAGGAUUGUAGUAUCAACACCAUUUGAAUAUUUUAUAAUGAUUCUUAUUGUUUUCAACACCUUGCUGCUUAUGAUGAAGGUACAAAACUACCACAAUAUGAGGCAGUUGGUUGGCUUUCCUUUGAGAGAUCAAUGCGACAAGUGGAAUUAUAAAUUACCAAGAACAUUAAUACUUCUCAAACUCUUAGAAACUAAACCACCAAACAACAUUAAAUAG